Messenger RNA from Haliotis rubra (blacklip abalone), 594 nucleotides. RefSeq lists its product as uncharacterized. Bases 1 to 594 code for a protein of 197 amino acids. The transcript has 4 exons. Gene Ontology annotation, molecular function: protein binding. The record is from RefSeq and is a predicted model, not a curated record. Lineage: Eukaryota; Metazoa; Mollusca; Gastropoda; Lepetellida; Haliotidae.
AUGCUAGAGGCCCCUUCAGAACAGGACGUGACAUUUUGCGACAACAUUUAUGGACAAGAAACUCCAAUAACAAACAAAUUAUGUGGGUCUCUCACUCCUCGUGCAACGUUUGUCACCACCGGCGAUGUCGUCACGUUUGUGUUCCACAGCGACUUAACAAUUGAAUACAGAGGAUUUGACCUCAUUUUUACUGCAUUCCAUACUGGCAAAUGUGACACUACCGAGUUCAGAUGUGACAACAAACGUUGCAUCAACACCAGCCUCCACUGUGACGACUUCAACAACUGUGGCGACUACAGCGACUGGUGCGGCCCCAGCACCAUCCUCAUGGUCCUCAUCAUCGUCAUCUGUGUCACAGUCUUCAUCCUCCUCGUCUCGUCAGUCAUCAGAUGUGCAUGUAAAGAAAAGGUUCGCAAGUUUUCAAAGAGCGGAUCAUCGGGGGCUGAUAAUGACCUCACCACGACCAGUACGGGCAUGCGCGUGUCUUCCUUCCGGGGUCUCUCAGGACGUAGGUCAUCAAGCAGUUCGAACUUGUCUUCAGAGCCUCUUGCACAGCAGGAACCGCUCCUGAAUGAAAGUCAAAGUAGUGUUUGA